Drosophila serrata is the source of this 1618-nucleotide messenger RNA. RefSeq names its product protein cutoff-like. Gene Ontology annotation, cellular component: cytosol; nucleus. Gene Ontology annotation, biological process: nuclear-transcribed mRNA catabolic process; NAD-cap decapping. The record is from RefSeq and is a predicted model, not a curated record. NCBI's taxonomy places the organism in Eukaryota, Metazoa, Arthropoda, Insecta, Diptera, Drosophilidae. Gene Ontology annotation, molecular function: mRNA 5'-diphosphatase activity.
AACUCUAGACGAGAAAUUCUCGCUUAAUGACACAGCACAUUUGAGUUUUGACCAAGGAACAUCUAGUGACGGAUUUGUAAAAGAAAAAUUAAUAUAAUCACAAAAAUGCAUCCCUUGAAUCAAGUUUUUCUGAACAUGGAGGAGUACAUGAAGUUCGCCCAAAAGGUAAACAUAUGUUUUGAGCUGGAACAUCCUCUGGGCUACUUUAGUUUGACGCCGGAACGCUUCUAUCGCGGCAAUGCCAGCCAGUUGAGAAUGCUCCAGUAUCCCAAGCCGGAGGCCUUUCCACUGGACAUUAGUCAGCCCCUGGAGAGUCCCUACAGGAGGAGCUUCAAUCACUUCUACGACGAGUACUUGGAUAAUGUGCUCUGGGGUAUCUCCGAUUAUCGCAGGCAGCUCUUGUUUCCCAUGGGUUACGAGGGCAGGAACGGCUGGCGAGUGAAUGCACAAAUUGUUUGCCAGAUACAGUUGCUCCAAACACUGAUGUGUACACCAUUCAGGUUAAAUGAGAGUUGGCUCAUCUUGGCCAUCAACUACAGGGACACUUUGUAUCUCUGUUUGGAGAAUCAAGGUGAGAAGCCCUGGACGCAAGAGCAAAGGAAGAAGUCCGCCAUGGAGACAAUGCUCAAGCAUCGGGUUUACAAAGCCUACAAUAAAAACCACGACAAUGCCCCUCCCGAAGAGUGCUCCGAGUUUAAUUAUAUAUUACGUUGUCAACUGAACGAUUUAUCGGUUUUAUAUUCCGCACCCCUUAGUGGAGCCACCGAUCCAGGCUCCAAUUAUAUAUCGGAUUCCGAUAUCAUGAAUCUACACUUUGUGGAAUGCAAAUUGGGAAAGAAUCACCGCCGCAUGGAUGGCCGACUUUCCACCGAAUUGUACAGUUCCGUGGAGGCGUUAAAGUGGUGGUCAGAGGGUCACCUAAAGGGUGUCAAGAACUUUAUGUUGGCCUUGGCCGAUCCCUAUGGUCAUGUUCAAAAAUUGGAUCCCAUAUCCUGUGAUAAGUUGCGCAGGGAUAAUCAAAACAAUUGGUCAUCGGACUUCUGCCAGCAGUUUCUUUGGCAAUUCCUGAGUCAAAUUCGAGAGAUGAUGAAGAACGUGGACGACUGUGCCACCAUCUACGAGUUCAAUUAUGUGGCCCAUAAGAGGUGCAUAUAUUGGAACAAGGGCUCUGGCCAGCAUCUCAGCUUUAUACCCGAAUGGUAUCGUCGGAUAUUGGAGGGUAAUGAAUGAUCUGAUCGGUACUUACUUGCCGAUUUCUCUGAGCUUCAGUUUGCCUUGUUAGCUCCUCCGUAACACUUCACUCUCUCGCCUCAAUUUCCGCCUGUAAUCUGCUUGUUUUCAAGUCAACCCCCGGGGCACUCGGCAAUUUCUGCUCCACGAAAUUGCCACUAAAUCAAAAAAUACAAAAAAACAAAACAAAAAGCUACAACCGCAGCAGACACCUACACUUGGAUCUGGUUUGGGGCACUUUUUUCGCUGUGCGUGCCUCUCCCAUUGGGAUUGGACCCGGACCAAGGAGAUGCCCAAGAUCCACACCCAGACCGGGGCUUAAAACAUUGAUAAAUAACUAAAUAAUAGAAUAAACAGAUGGCAAAAGGUGUUAAAGCUUAAAGUUUAA